Messenger RNA from Mesoplodon densirostris (Blainville's beaked whale), 495 nucleotides. RefSeq names its product neuritin 1 like (gene NRN1L). NCBI's taxonomy places the organism in Eukaryota, Metazoa, Chordata, Mammalia, Artiodactyla, Ziphiidae. Gene Ontology annotation, biological process: neuron projection extension; nervous system development. The record is from RefSeq and is a predicted model, not a curated record. Bases 1 to 495 code for a protein of 164 amino acids. Gene Ontology annotation, cellular component: plasma membrane. The transcript has 3 exons.
AUGUGCUGCCGCUUCUGUCACCGCCGGCAACCGCCCUGUGCGCUGGGGCUGUUGCUGCUGCUGCUGCCGCCCCUUGUCCUUGUAUCUCCCCUGGCAGCAACCACAGCGGUCCCAGGCCGCUGUGACACCAUAUACCAGGGCUUUGCUGAGUGUCUCAUCCGCUUGGGGGACGGCAUGGGCCGCGGAGGUGAACUGGAGAGUGUCUGCAGGUCUUGGAAUGAUUUCCACACCUGUGCCUCGCGAGUCCUGUUGGGCUGCCCCGAGGAGGCCGCCGCCGUGUGGGAGUCACUACAGCAAGAAGCUCGCCGGGCCCCACACCCAGAUAAUUUGCACACUCUGUGCGGCACCCCUGUACGCCUUCAGGACCACGGGACGGGCCCAGAGACCAACCAGGAGACGCUGCGGGCGACAGCGCCCGCACCCACUCUGGCCCCCGAGCCCCCUCUGCUGGCGGCUGCUUUGGCACUCGCCUGCCUCCUGGGUCCUCAGGCCUAG